GAGUUGGUGACGUAAAUACUUGCGGAAGCACGAAGUGGAAUGUUGAUACAUUGUUGUUGUUGUUUUGUAGUUAAUUUAGUACGGGGACACAUUUCGGUUCGACUGCUGGACUACUUUCAGAAUUGCGACAAGUAACUUCAACCCGUAUAGGACGGAAACUUCAUAAGCUUUACCGACCGAGAAUAUCCGCUUUCAUAAGUGUGACGUCUGUGGGAUUCUGGCCAGUUUAUGCAUGCAGGGUAUGACGACUCAGUUUAAAGGAAACAAGACUUUAAAGGUUAAGAAGGAGGUGGGUGAGAAUGCUCCGGCCCUCUGUGAUGACGAGCUGGUGGCCAUGUCGGUGCGUGAGCUCAACACACACCUGCGUGGGCUGACCAAGGAGGACGUGGUGCGGCUGAAGCAGCGGCGGAGGACCCUGAAGAACCGCGGCUACGCCGCCAGCUGCCGCAUCAAGCGGGUCACCCAGAAGGAGGAGCUGGAGAGGCAGAAGCAGGAUCUGCAACACGAGGUAGACAAGCUGGCCCGGGAGAACGCCAGCAUGAGGCUGGAGCUGGACGCCCUGCGCGCCAAGUAUGAGGCCCUGCAGUGCUUCGCCCGGACUGUCACCUGCGGGCCUCUCUCACCAGGCAAGGUGGCCACCACCAGCGUCAUCACCAUCAUCAAGUCUACAAACAACCACAACUCCAGCCCAACCUCCUUCUCAGCUCCCUCCUAGUUGUGACAGAACUGAGCUCUCGUCUCCCCGUCCUGCCUGGUCCUUACCGGUUCCGACCCAAUCCAGCCUGAAACCAAUUGCACCUGACCCAUGCUGAGAGGAAGCUCAGUAAUUAGACUGAGGGAAGGGGGUGGGGUGGCCACUAGCUCUGUGUGAUGAUAACAACAUAUGAUGCUGCAUUCAUUCUCUACUCUCUUUCUCUCACAUACUGUACAUAAUCUACAUUGUCUGUGCACUGUGUUACAACCGCCCCAGCACCGGCCGGGCAUUGGGCCUCUCUGACCCUCUCUCCUUGACUGAUGGCAGAGAUUAGCUCAUACUACAGUGUGAGUGGAUACUUGAUAUUAUACCCCGCGAUGGCAGCACUGGUCUGAGACAGCUCUGAUGCCUGUGGUAUCUUGCAUUUACAGAGUAUAAAGUAAUAUAUUAUUGUAAUAAUUACCGUAUUAAUACAUUAUAAACAUUUAAAAUAACAAACAAAAAAAUGCUGAUCUAAGCCUAAAAGCCUUCUUUCUUCUGUAUAUGAAAGCAUAUACUAAUGUCUCAAUGAAAAUUGAGGCAUUGACGCUUUUGCCUUAAACUGAUCUUGGAAUGAUCUCUCAGUAAUAUUCAAAUAUUCAUUUUUUUUGUCACUCUCAUACAGUAUGUUCAAUAUUUUAAGCUUUAAUAUUUCCAAUUUCAAGGGCAGCUUGAAAACCAUUAAAAAAAGAUCUAUAUAUAUUUGAGAACUGACCAAGCAUGUUUAGCUGGAUGAACCAGGCCCUUUUGACAUUGGAAAACCUUUUAUCUGGUUUAGACUGUAGAUUAGACUUGCAGGUAUAUAGCAUUAUAGCAUAGCCUACAUAAAAUAAUACAAACAUACUCAUGGGUUAUCCUCCUUACAGCUUUGAGGAACUAAAUCUGCAGUACAAGUCAAAUGCAAAUUAGGCUACAUCAGACAAAUGACAGAUCAUUGAACGGCACUUACUAUUAAACUGUUAGAUCACGGUGUAAAAUAACCAAAAUCACUUGGUUUGCAAAUGUUAAAUCAUAUAGCUGCAAAUUUACAUCUAAAAUCAUAGGACACCUGAAGCAUCUUUUUGGGAAAUACCGCAGUCCAUUUUUUUAUUACUUUAGCAAUGGGAGAUUGUAUGAUGCUGAUCAUAGUUUGUGGUCUAUCCCGGAAUUGCUAUAGUUGCAGCUAGUUUAUAACUAUUGCCAAGGGUGGCAUAAUUAUUUUAUGAUAAUAAGACAAGCACUUACCUAUGAUCUUUUGCCUCUGAACUUUCCUCCCCAUGCUAUGCCAUAUGUCAUGGUAGGUAAUCCAUAUUGGAUGUAGUGAUAAUGGGAGCUGCCUUGACAAAUGAAAUGCAAUUCAAUGAAUUCCUGUAUAUUACAGACUUAAGCAAGACCCUCUAUUUUAGUUUCAAUGCAAGAUAAGGAAAAUGGAAGCUCAACUGCCUCCUGUCACUUUACAUUGAGAACUCUGUCCUCUUAGAAAUCAUUCCUACUGUUGGGUUGUCUGAAAGUUGCCGGUGUUGCUGCCGGUGUUGGUAACUCUCUGAAACGGUAGACAUUGAACACAAAUGCUUUCGACACAGACUCUUGGGUAAGAGGAAUCCCGGCAUAAAACUCAAGAGAACAAAAAACUCUAGGAAUGGUGUCACGACCAAAUCCAAUGGCACGUUAGCUUCAAGUGUUACCCAUAAACAAGCACAGGUUGAGUAUGCUUUUUGAAGGGUCUAAGUUUCAGUUCUAGAUAAUUAUCUAGAAUCUAUAGUUUUUGCAUUUCAGCCCUUAUCGAAGUUAGUCACGAGUGAAGUCUAGAGUUGGCUCUUGUCAAGGUUUUCUCUUGCCCUAGUGGACAUGACUUUUCCUCCUCCCCUGUUUCUUAGCUGUAAAGAUCACGAAGGGGGACUCUGCUGCUGCAUGGCUCUCUGCUAUUUCAGGCAGGGCCAUUGCUGUGCUCUUAUCAUUCUCAUCUUGUGUUUUCAUUUGGUAUAUUUGUUAUUACACAUUAAUUCCCAUGUCUUUUAUAUAUGUGUGUAUUUUUCUAUAAUUGUUGCUUUAUUAUAGGUAUAUUAAAUACCUGGGAGUGGUGUGAUCUUGUAAUCGUCCUCUGACGUAAAAUUAUUCUUAUUUUCUGGCCUAUCUCAGCAGGAUAGUUCAAUUAUUAUCUAUAGCAUCGAUUAAAUCAUAAGGAAUCUAUUCUGCUGACUUUAUAGUUGUAUUUGUGUCUUCUUAAGGUCAGUUCAUAAAUAUUACCUGCAAUCUACCCUCGGCUAGUCUGCAAAUUAGGCUGUCUGUGUUUACAGUCAUGCCUUUUUUAGAGUAGGUGGAUUGGGUAUAUUUUGAUAGGAAAGACUUACUUUGGUAGCUAAUUGCCAUAUGCCCACAUGCUAUUAUAAGGAAGUUACGUUUGUAUCACAUUGCUAAACUCAAAGACUUUUGAAGUUUGAGUUGAUGCUUUUGUGACAGCUAUGAAACAGAUACAAGUAUUACAAUUUGGAGGAGAAUAUACAGCAGAAUGCAAGUUAUGAAAUUACAGUUGAGUUGAAAACAUUUGAAUUAUUUAGCACCCUUUUCUGAGCUUUACAGUGACCUCUGCUGGUAGUCUUUAUACAUGCUGUGAAUAAGCACAUUAUUAUUGAUCAAAUUGUUUUGGAGACUUUUGCAGUCCAAUUGCAUAUCAGUUUAUAAAACUUUUAUCUGUUAGUUAUUGCUUUAAAUUUCAUUCAAUUCUGUUCUAAACAAAGCCACAAUACUGUCUGACUCAAAUUUGAGUGCAAACAUAUACUUUAUACACAUGGCUCUGCCAGUUGAAGAUGGAGUAUGGAAGCACUAGUAGUUAUGCUCUUCCUGCACAGCAGGUGGCUGUGUUAUCCCUCAGUACCCUCCAUCUAGAAAUAAAGAACCUUGCUCCUAGAGUUGGAUUGAACAUUGACUACGGCAAAUUCAUAUGCACAGGGCACUGUAAUGGAACUGCUAGCAACUAGAGGGCAAUGUAAAUAAGAUGUAUUUCUGCCAUGGUUGAUUGCAUCUUUUCUGAUAUGAGCCAUUAUAAUGCAACGGUAAGGAAAUUGGAUAGAUAGUUCAGAAACCAAGUGGGCACUUUUUUAAAUGUUUAUCUUGUACGUUUAGCUAUAUGUUGCCUUUUAGGCUGCCGCGGUUAAAUGAUUGUAUAUUCUUCACCUGAUUUAUAUCUACAUCAUGUUUUAUGUAGGCCUACACAUCUUUCCUAUAUUUGCUCUGUCAAUCCUACAAGCUAUUUGCCAUAAACGGACACAGAACAUACAUGUUAAAUGUCCUAUGUUCAGCAGAUGUACUUAUAAAUUGGUAAAACAGUUCCAUGACAUAUAAAGUAUGCUGCUCCAAAGUAGUACUUUGUAUACGUCAACAUUCAAAUGAGUAAACAAGGUGGUGGUGGGUGAAAGAAUAACAGUUGUAAUACAAUGGAUGUUAUGCUUUCACGGCAGGCUAGCCUAGUGGUUAGAGCAUUGGACUAGUAACCGGAAGGUUGCAAGUUCAAACCCCCGAGCUGACAAGGUACAAAUCUGUCGUUCUGCCCCUGAACAGGCAGUUAACCCACUGUUCCUAGGCCAUCAUUGAAAAUAAGAAUUUGUUCUUAACUGACUUGCCUAGUUAAGUAAAGGUAAAAUAAAUCAAAUAAACUCACCGUGUUCCACUUUGUAUCACACAAUUGUAUGUUAACUAUAAACAAAAAAGUUAUUGUGUGGACUUUCACAGUGAAUGGGAUCUCAAGUUUUAAUGCACAGCCACAACGACACUAAAUUAGAUGGUAAUUUGUCUAGUUUGUGGUAGUUAAUGAGGCAUGAUGAUAGUUCUAUUAUACUGCUUUCUAGCUGAUGAUGAAUGUAAAUAAAAUAAUGAGGCAGCACUUUGAAGAGAAACCGUACAAUUUGUGACCUUUCAUUACUCUGCUAACUAGUAUGUAUUUUAUUUGAACUUCAAUAUUUAUUUGAUUGAUUUUCUGUAAAUUGUAUUUUCAACAUCUAAAUUAUUUGAUUUACAUUCAUUUAUUUACUUGUUGCAUUUAAUGAAAUACCCUCCUGUACAAAUACAAUUUAAAAAAAAAUCUGUUUCGAUUGAAAACAAGGAGGUAAAUUAUUCCUGUAAAUAGAUGUCUGUUUUUGUACUUUUAAAUAAAGCUUUUUUUUCUCAUU
Molecule: messenger RNA, 4878 nt
Organism: Oncorhynchus kisutch (coho salmon)
Lineage: Eukaryota; Metazoa; Chordata; Actinopteri; Salmoniformes; Salmonidae
Product: transcription factor MafK-like
Exons: 3
Coding region: 233-715 (160 amino acids)
Biological process (GO): regulation of transcription by RNA polymerase II
Cellular component (GO): nucleus
Molecular function (GO): RNA polymerase II cis-regulatory region sequence-specific DNA binding; DNA-binding transcription factor activity, RNA polymerase II-specific
Source: RefSeq, a predicted model, not a curated record